Mesorhabditis belari is the source of this 615-nucleotide messenger RNA. NCBI's taxonomy places the organism in Eukaryota, Metazoa, Nematoda, Chromadorea, Rhabditida, Rhabditidae. The record is from the annotation of a GenBank genome assembly.
AUGACUUUACCCAAUCUCUUCCAACAGCAAAUCGAACAAAGGAAAUUGCCUAGAAAGCUGCCGGAUUUCACUGGAAAUCCGCCGAUUUUGAUAGAUUUGGAAGUUCUCCAAAAUUACGAGUAUUUCAAAGAGAAAAACUUUCAACACAACCGCCCAAUACGGCUUGCUUUUGAUGAGGCGAAGAAAUUGAGAGUGAAACGCUGGUAUCGCGAGUGCACAAUAAUACAAACAAAUGAUCUCGAUUUUGCUAUUUUAGCAAAUGAAAUAAAUGAUAAGUUAUUGAACUUUUUUGAUGAGUUAAAUGGAAAAUUCAGGGUUCAGAGAAGGCUUGGAAGGAGAAGAGACAGUCUUCAGUUCACUCUUGAGCACAGUAGAGAUAGAUUCACGAUUGAUAUCUUCUUUUUGUAUGUGAAUGGAACGAGUCACUAUAUUUCUUCACAGGGUGCUGACUUGGAAAGAUAUCGAUUCGAUUAUCCGAGCAAGCUUUUUGAAGAGAUUUGCACGGCUAAUCUUCACGGUCAUCUAUUCCAUGUACCUUGCCGAUCUCAAGAAGUCAUUGAGCAAACGGAGAAAGUUCAAAACGAUUUGAAAUGGAAGAAUGUCCUCAACGUGCAU